Castor canadensis (American beaver) is the source of this 1038-nucleotide messenger RNA. It is a transcript of the gene Mb, whose product is annotated as myoglobin. Gene Ontology annotation, molecular function: heme binding; oxygen binding. Gene Ontology annotation, cellular component: extracellular exosome. NCBI's taxonomy places the organism in Eukaryota, Metazoa, Chordata, Mammalia, Rodentia, Castoridae. Gene Ontology annotation, biological process: oxygen transport. The record is from RefSeq and is a predicted model, not a curated record.
GGCUACCUCAAACCCCAACAGCCUGGCCUGUUACCCAGCUCUCAACCUGCAUUUGCUCUUUGUCCUCUUCAGACGCCACCAUGGGGCUCAGUGAUGGGGAAUGGCAGCUGGUGCUGAAGGUCUGGGGAAAGGUGGAGGCUGACCUCGCAGGCCACGGGCAGGAAGUCCUCAUCAGGCUGUUCAAGGGCCACCCUGAGACCCUGGAGAAGUUUGACAAGUUCAAGCACCUGAAGUCAGAGGAUGAGAUGAAGGCCUCCGAAGACCUGAAGAAGCAUGGCGUCACGGUGCUCACUGCCCUGGGUGGCGUCCUGAAGAAGAAGGGGCAUCAUGAGGCGGAGAUCAAGCCCCUGGCCCAGUCCCAUGCCACCAAGCACAAGAUCCCCAUCAAGUACCUGGAGUUCAUCUCGGAAGCCAUCAUCCACGUUCUGCAGAGCAAGCACCCUGGGGACUUCGGUGCCGAUGCCAAGAGCGCCAUGAGCAAGGCCCUGGAGUUGUUCCGGCAUGACAUCGCUGCCAAGUACAAGGAACUGGGGUUCCAGGGCUAAGCCCUGCCACCUCCAGCCCACUGGCAUCCCCAGGCCCAGGGCUGGUGGGGACCGAAUGUUCCGUAGACAUGUAGAGUGUGCAGUGUGUCCUAGUUUAGCAGAGGUGGGAGGAGGAGCACUGGGCUCCAGUCACACACCUGGGGACAGGGCUCCCCUGGAAUGUCACCACCUCAGGGUCUGGGGGGCACAUGGCCCUCUGCUCUCUGGAGUUCGGUUCGGGUCCUACCCCAUUCUCCAAUCACCUAAAUCCCAACCUAGGUCCUUCUGAUCUCAAACUGGCCCCUCCUUUACCCUCACCUUUCACCCCAAAUCUAAGCCACUCACCAGCAUCAUCCUCUGACCCCUCAACUCCUGGGAGAUAGCACAGUGUCCCUUUGCCAUGUGGUAGAGGUAGCAGGCUGUAGGAGGGAAGUGGUCAGGCAUCUGGACCGAGCACGUGCUUUCUCAAGUACUGAGGUGACUCACCUGGAUUUAAUAAAUGGCUUGCAACUUC